UAGACGUGUGAGCGAGAGGGGACGGGAGUCGGGGAAAGAAAGAAGUGCGGAGACGUAAACUCGAAUACAUUUCAAAGUGCCUCCGAGGGCAGAAACGGGCAAAACCCGUACACUGUUCAGUCUUCAGAUUGUAAUUGACGAUCUGAGGGGCGAUGAGGUGCUCGAUGGAUUUUCGUUUGUGUUUCUUCGCGAGGCGGGGGGAGGUGUUGAGAUUCUUUUUUUUUUUCCAGCGGGGGGUGGGGGGGGGGUGCAUCCCAACCAGCCCGAUCCGCGGACCGGCGUCUCCCCGGAGCCCCCACCAUUCUUUGCUGACUUGCAUUUCGGCGCCUCGCGUGGUCCCCCUCCCUUUCCGGUCCCCUUCCUCCCGGAGAAGAGAUUGGGGGUUAAAAAGCAGGAAACUUGGCUGUUGUCUGCGGAUCGUAAUGGCGCAGCGGCGGCGGAGCCGGGCCAGAAGCAGAAGCGCCGGGAAAGAAGGCGGUGGCGGCGGCGGCCGUGGUUAGACAUGAACGCCGCCUCGGCGCCGGCGCUGCACCGGGAGCCCCUUCUCGCGCGCGGGCGGUUUGUGUGAUUUUGCUAAAAUGCAUCACCAACAGCGAAUGGCUGCCUUAGGGACGGACAAAGAGCUGAGUGAUUUACUGGAUUUCAGUGCGAUGUUUUCACCUCCUGUGAGCAGUGGGAAAAAUGGACCAACUUCUUUGGCGAGUGGACAUUUUACUGGCUCAAAUGUAGAAGACAGAAGUAGCUCAGGGUCCUGGGGGAAUGGAGGACAUCCAAGCCCGUCCAGGAACUAUGGAGAUGGGACUCCCUAUGACCACAUGACCAGCAGGGACCUUGGGUCACAUGACAAUCUCUCUCCACCUUUUGUCAAUUCCAGAAUACAAAGUAAAACAGAAAGGGGCUCAUAUUCAUCUUAUGGGAGAGAAUCAAACUUACAGGGUUGCCACCAGCAGAGUCUCCUUGGAGGUGACAUGGAUAUGGGCAAUCCAGGAACCCUUUCGCCCACCAAACCUGGUUCCCAGUAUUAUCAGUAUUCUAGCAAUAACCCCCGAAGGAGGCCUCUUCACAGUAGUGCCAUGGAGGUACAGACAAAGAAAGUUCGGAAAGUUCCUCCAGGUUUGCCAUCUUCAGUUUAUGCUCCAUCAGCAAGCACUGCCGACUACAAUAGGGACUCGCCAGGCUACCCUUCCUCGAAACCAGCAGCCAGCACUUUCCCUAGCUCCUUCUUCAUGCAAGAUGGCCAUCACAGCAGUGACCCUUGGAGCUCCUCCAGUGGGAUGAAUCAGCCUGGCUACGGAGGGAUGCUGGGCAAUUCUUCUCAUAUUCCACAGUCUAGCAGCUACUGUAGCCUGCAUCCACACGAACGUUUGAGCUACCCAUCACACUCCUCAGCAGACAUCAAUUCCAGUCUUCCUCCAAUGUCCACUUUCCACCGUAGUGGUACCAACCAUUACAGCACCUCUUCCUGUACGCCUCCUGCCAACGGGACAGACAGUAUAAUGGCAAAUAGAGGAAGCGGAGCAGCAGGCAGCUCCCAGACUGGAGAUGCUCUGGGGAAAGCACUUGCUUCGAUCUAUUCUCCAGAUCACACUAACAACAGCUUUUCAUCAAACCCUUCAACUCCUGUCGGCUCUCCGCCUUCUCUCUCAGCAGGCACAGCUGUUUGGUCUAGAAAUGGAGGGCAGGCCUCAUCAUCUCCUAACUAUGAAGGACCCUUGCACUCCUUGCAAAGCCGGAUUGAAGAUCGUUUAGAAAGACUGGAUGAUGCCAUUCAUGUUCUCCGAAAUCAUGCAGUGGGCCCGUCCACCGCUAUGCCUGGCAGUCACGGGGACAUGCAUGGGAUCAUUGGACCUUCUCAUAAUGGAGCAAUGGGUGGUCUGGGCUCAGGGUAUGGAACCGGUCUUCUUUCAGCCAACAGACAUUCACUCAUGGUCGGGGCCCAUCGUGAAGACGGAGUGGCCCUGAGAGGCAGCCAUUCUCUUGUGCCAAACCAGGUUCCAGUCCCACAGCUUCCUGUCCAGUCGGCCACCUCCCCUGAUUUGAACCCGCCCCAGGACCCAUACAGAGGCAUGCCCCCAGGCCUGCAGGGCCAGAGCGUCUCCUCCGGCAGCUCUGAGAUCAAAUCCGACGACGAGGGCGAUGAGAACCUGCAAGACACAAAAUCUUCCGAGGACAAGAAACUAGAUGACGACAAGAAGGAUAUCAAAUCAAUUACUAGGUCAAGAUCUAGCAAUAACGACGACGAGGACCUGACACCUGAGCAGAAGGCAGAGCGUGAGAAGGAGCGGAGGAUGGCCAACAAUGCCCGCGAGCGCCUGCGCGUCCGCGACAUCAACGAGGCUUUCAAGGAGCUGGGCCGCAUGGUGCAGCUCCACCUCAAGAGUGACAAGCCACAGACCAAGCUCCUGAUCCUCCACCAGGCCGUGGCCGUCAUCCUCAGCCUGGAGCAGCAGGUCCGAGAGAGGAAUCUGAACCCGAAAGCUGCGUGUCUGAAAAGAAGGGAGGAAGAAAAGGUAUCCUCGGAGCCGCCCCCGCUGUCCUUGGCGGGCCCUCACCCUGGAAUGGGAGACGCUUCGAACCACAUGGGACAGAUGUGAAAGGGUCCAAGCUGCCACAUUGCUUCAUUAACACAAGAGACCACUUCCUUAACAGCUGUAUUAUCUUAAACCCACAUAAACACUUCUCCCCGACCCCUUUUUUGUAAUAUAAGACAAGUCUGAGUAGUUAUGAAUCGCAGACGCAAGAGGUUUCAGCAUUCCCAAUUAUCAAAAAACCGAAAAACAAACAAAAAAAAAAAGAAAGAAAAAAGUGCAACUUGAGGGAUGACUCUCUCUAACAUAUCAUUCAGAAUGUGCAAAGCGGUGUGAGCAGGCUGAGACCAGCCCAGAGACUGAAUGGCAAUCCUUCCACACUGUGGAACAAUGCAUUUGUGCCUAAACUUCUUUUGGAAAAAAAAUAUAAUUAAUUUGUAAGUCUGAAAAAAAUAUUUAAUUUAAAAAUUGUAAACUUGCAAUAAUGAAAAAGUGUACUUCUGAAGAAAACUACAUGAACGUUUUUGUUGGUAUUCAAGUCAGCUAGUGUUUAUAAUUCCUGGAUAGCGAAUGAGGGAAGCUCGGCUGCCCUAGUAACAAAACCAGCAAACGUCCUGAGACAGCGAAGUGAUGACAUUAGCCAUUCCUUAGGGUAGGAGGAACAGAUGGAUCUUAUAGACCUAUGACAAAUAUAUAUAUAAAUAUAUAUAUAAAUAUAUAUUAAAAAUUUAGUGACUAUGGUAAGCUUUUGUUCAUUUGUUUCAGACUUUUUUCUCCUGUAAAAAAAUAGUACUGAUUAACUUUUUUAAAAGAAAGAUUUUACUGUAAAUACGGAUUUUUUUUUUUUUUGGUCUUAUUUCUGUCCCUUCCCGGUUUGUUAUCGUAACCUGUAGUGCCAACUCUGCUUCCGGAGGGGUAGUGCAGGAUGAAACGCUGACCCUGAUGUUGCUUUUCAUUCACGAAUAAGUAGAAAGUUGUUUCUCCAGUCUUUUGGGAACACAGGACUUAAAAGUCACAUCAUGUGUAGAUAUUACAAGCAGCAUUACUAAGACACGGCAAAAGGAGUUUGUCUGAAUUGUAAUGUUGCGUGUGUGACCCUCUUCUGGGAUUUUCAGAGGUACAAGGUUAGAAUGCUACAAUGUUACCACUGUGCCUUCCAAUGUUUAUAUCAUCGGAAACAUAACAUAAUCAAAGUGGCUGUGAUUUAACAAAAUGAUUAAAGUGUUACCUACAUGUGUAGCCGAAGUAGUGUGCAGUGAGGCGUUUCUGAAUACAUGGUCAGAUUUUUGGAAAAAAACAAAAACAAAAAAACAAGUAAAGUUCAAAAACCAUCAAAUGAGAAAAUUGCAAGUAGUGUGACAGAGCUGAUUGAUUUUGUUGCUUUCUUGAUUUUUUUUUUCAAAAUGGGUUUACUAAGAUGUAGAUGAUAUAACUGCCUCCUCCAUCUGAAAAAUGCCAAUAUUCAAUCAUCAUGCAGCAUUAUAACAAGCCUUAUAAGUCCUAAAGCAUUAAGUUGCACUUUCUUGAGGAGGGGUAGUGCAGUAUUUCUCUGGCCAGUAUGAAUGAAGUUUAUACCUAACAUAUUUGAUAGAAACAUAGAUCAAGCUAUGGCACAGCAACUCAUCAGAUAGCUAGCUUUGACGUCUGGGCACAAUUGAACCAACUUCCAACGUGAAUCUUUAUAAUGAUUGAGUUUGGUGUAUAGUGCAGUAAACAAAUAGUGCUCCUAGUUAAGUAUUUGUCAGCAUCCUUUUGUCUCUAACUCGUUUCUGUUAUGACAGCCACACAAUCUUGGCAUGUAUUAAGAAAAAAAAUCCCUAUUCAAGUAGUUUUUUCCACCUAUCAGCACUGAGUAAAUGCCAUAAAUCCAUCAAAAUGGUCUAAAUGUUCCAUCUGUUCUCCUGUUUUGCCAGUUAUAUAGUAAUGAAAUACAUUUGUAAAUUUUAUGCAACAAAUGGCAAACGUAUCAUUAUUUUGAAAUUGUGUAUGUAAAAGUUAUAUUUUUACACGUAGACUCUUGUUAUUAUGUGUUUUAAUACAUUGUAUUGGUUUUUGUUUUUUUGUUUUUUUAACUGUGUGGUUUAAAAACGUCUCAUUUAAAUGAAAUAGUGAGCUACAAGAAUCUGAAUUUUAUGUUCAUUUCUGAAAAUGUAAGAACAAAUAAGGUAGUUACCACGUGGUCAUCUUUUACAAACCCAUAAACAUUUUGAUUAGCUGUGUGUGUGUGUGUUGAAAACUGUAAAUAUGUUCAGUAGCGAUAAAUCUAAAAUACUUUGAUUUGUUUGAUAAGUUCCUAAAAUGUGGAGGUGGAUUAAAACCUUAGGAGAAUAGCAGAAAUCAAACUUCAUGAAAAGUUAUUUUGAGGCUUUCCUGCGAAAUGUAUGAACAAAGGGACUCCAAGAGGGCAUGGAAGACAGUGUUGUGUCCGCUCCCCUCCUCUGAAAUAAUGGAAAACAUGUGUCUGUGUUCCCUGGUAUGUAAAGAUUUCCUUUAGUGGUACAUUCUGCACUCACUUUGUAUAGUCUACCAAGGCGGGUAUCCCUAGGAACAAUAUAUAGGAAGCAGGUCUACUUUGAUCACAUUCAGGAUAAGUGUACAGAAGAAAAUACGGUGUUUACUCUUUAGGGAACUGGAAACACUCCCUGUGUUGAUGUACAUGUUAAGAAUGGCACUUUUGAUACACGUUAUCAUACAGGUGCUUAAUAGAGCUGAUUUAAAGGUUUUCAAAUCAGAGCAAAAAACUAAAUUGUAGUUAUUUGAUUAUUUUUUAAAUUGGUGCUUUAUAUUUUGUUCUCACUCCAACAGAGGAAAAGCUGCAAUUUAUUGUUCACCAGCUUUGAUGUAUUCAUUACCCAGUAAUGUAAUACCUCUAUUGUCGAAUUCCCUUUGGAAAGAAGCGAAAAACUUUCUAAUGGCCACCAACAGCUGCUCAGUACUUUUUGCUUGGUGGAGAAACAUCUGCACCUAUCCGUGUAAUUGGGUUGUGUCCCCAUUAAAAAAGAAAGGAAGAAAAAGAUGAAAGGGAAUGUGGCCUUCUUAGUGUGUUUUUUCUCGUUGUUUUGUAAAUUAUCAAACCCAGGUAAGAUAUUGGUAUCCUGUGCUGGAUUUUUCUAAUGAAAUUUAGCAGAAGACAGAAUUAAGGAACUACACAAAAAAUGCCAUAAGGGUCCAUACUCUAUAUGUGAUGAUACCUAGGCUGGGGAUCUGUUUAAGAGACUUGGACAUUAAAGCAACUUGGAACCAUUGAUCCACCUCCACAUUCAAGUAAUUUAUGAAUAUGCAGAAUAGGGAUCUGUUCAUCUAGCAAGUUUACCAUUUGUCUUCUGUGUAGCUGCAAGGAACACUAAUGUUUAUACAACUGUCAGUCCACCCAGUGACGCAACUGGUUCUGAUUCAGUCUUCCGAUUCCUUUCUGUUUUUCGCUUUUUUCCUAUUUCUUGAUUUUUUUUUUACUUGUGAUCUUUAUUUUGAUGAGGGGUUCGGGGUUGGGGAGGGAGGUGAACCAAGACUUGGGGUUAAGAGGAUUUCGUCUUGGAUCCAACAGGCAGAAUAUGAUCUGUGUCCAAAAGUGAACUUGAGUCAGGAAUGAAACAUUUUCAGCAUAAAUAAGCACAAAAAUUUAGUCUGCUGGCUGACUGGAAACAAAACAAACAAACAAACAAAAAGUCAAGAUGGAAUAUGAUGAAUUCCAACACGAUGGGGCACCAAGGCCGCUAGGCCUCUCUUUUUAUUUUGCUUUGGUUUUGUUUGUUUUUCUUUAGAGACAUGCUCUUUCUCAUGGGACUUGACGUGGACUCAUCUUCGUGCAGUGCUGGUUUUGCCAUCCUCAUUUCAAGUAUUAUAGACAUAUGUAACGGUGAAAUAUAUGAACUGUGGCCUUUUUCAUUCUUGUUACUUGUGAUGCAAUUAAGUGAAGAUAAGAAAAAAAAAAGCAGAGAUUUACCAUGUAUCAGUGCCUGGCUUUUUGUUAUAAAGCUUUGUUUGUCUAGUGCUCUUUUUGCUAUAAAAUAGACUGUAGUACACCCUAGUAAGAAAAAAAAACUAAAUUUAAAAAUAAAAAUAUAUUUGGCUUAUUUUUCGUAGGAGCAAUCCUUUUAUACCAUGAAUAUUACAAAAAAAAAAUUGUCAGAUUCUGAAUAUUUCUUCUUUGUAGAUUUUUGGAAUCAUUAUGAGUAAAGUUUGUUACUUUAUUUUACUAUUUAAAAGAUGUUAUUUUACCAUGUGUUACUGAGAUGAAACUGUAUGGUAGCUUUUUUUGUUUGUUUUUUUGUUUUGUUUCAUUUGUUUAUUUUUUUAGUUGUAGGUCGCAGCGGGGAAAUUUUUUGCGACUGUACACAUAGCUGCAGCAUUAAAAACUAAAAAAAAAAAAAUGUUAAAAAAAGAAAAAAAAAAGGGAAAACACUUCAAAAAAAAAGAUAAACAGUUACACCUUGUUUUCAAUGUGUGGCUGAGUGCCUCGAUUUUUUCAUGUUUUUGGUGUAUUUCUGAUUUGUAGACGUGUCCAAACAGGUUGUGUGCUGGAGUUUCUUCAAGACAAAAGCAAGCCCAGCCUGGUCCAGGCCAUUACCUGUCCCAUCUGUAGUUAUCGAUGAAGUCAUGUACAUGACCGUUCUGUAGCAAUAAAUGUGCCAUUUUUAUAAACUGU
This is a messenger RNA of Myotis lucifugus (little brown bat), 7173 nucleotides long. It is a transcript of the gene TCF4, whose product is annotated as transcription factor 4. Gene Ontology annotation, biological process: regulation of transcription by RNA polymerase II. Gene Ontology annotation, molecular function: DNA-binding transcription factor activity, RNA polymerase II-specific; RNA polymerase II cis-regulatory region sequence-specific DNA binding; protein dimerization activity. The transcript is spliced from 20 exons. Gene Ontology annotation, cellular component: transcription regulator complex. Lineage: Eukaryota; Metazoa; Chordata; Mammalia; Chiroptera; Vespertilionidae. The record is from RefSeq and is a predicted model, not a curated record. The coding region runs from base 579 to 2594 and encodes 671 amino acids.